Aedes aegypti (yellow fever mosquito) is the source of this 1522-nucleotide messenger RNA. RefSeq lists its product as uncharacterized. The coding region runs from base 96 to 1280 and encodes 394 amino acids. Gene Ontology annotation, cellular component: nucleus; mitochondrial inner membrane. NCBI's taxonomy places the organism in Eukaryota, Metazoa, Arthropoda, Insecta, Diptera, Culicidae. The transcript has 5 exons. Gene Ontology annotation, biological process: apoptotic DNA fragmentation. Gene Ontology annotation, molecular function: RNA endonuclease activity; nucleic acid binding; metal ion binding. The record is from RefSeq and is a predicted model, not a curated record.
UCUGGGUCAUUUGUCAGUUUAAAUCUAACCUUGAUCGUGAGUUGAACGUCCACACGGUUCAUCUGGAAGUUGUGACAAGUUGCUGAUCGGUGUUUAUGAUGCUGAAAUAUUUGGUUCUAACGUUAGUUUAUGUUUCGGUUGUUUCUGGAGUUUGCAGGAUACAACUUCAAAGCAAUGCAACGCAUGACAAAGCACCACUAUUUCUGCAAUCGAAGGGUUCAAUAUACACUUUAUUGGAGCCGCAUGGAUCUAGUUUUCAGCUUAAAAAUGGUGAAAAGGUAGCCCUCGGUUGCGCAAGUGCCAAAAACAAAAUUGCUGAAAUCAAUGAAGCUCUCGCCGAUGUGUCAUGCAUUGACAAUCAGCAAUUUCAAUUUAAAGGUCGGAGCUUGCAAUACACUGAUCUUAACUGUUCGACGUCAAUUUCAAGCUCAAUUAAGGCCCAGAAUCGUCCUUGUGCAGCCGGUUUGGGAAGAUGGUACGAUCUAGGAUUCGAAGUACUCGGAGCCCCAUUCAUCAAGUAUUUUCAAUCAUGUUAUAAUGUGGAUAAAUCAUCAGUUAUUUACAGCGAGCAUGACAUUCUCGGUGCUUCGAUCGAAAAGGCCCAAAUUAAUAACGAUAGGCCUUCAUUCAAGAUUGGAGGCUUGAAAGUGAAGGCUCGAUUGUCUACGGUGUACACUCAGAACUCACAGCGCACCAGACUAGCAAACUUGCUAGGUUCCGAAGAGCUUGCCAAGCAGUACAUUUCUUCGUCAUCAUUUUUCGCCAAAGGUCAUCUUACACCUGAUGGUGACGCUGUGUUGAACAGCUGGGCUGGAGCGACAUACUUCUACAUCAAUGUGGCUCCCGAGUGGCAGAUCAUAAACACCGGCAAUUGGAUUCGCAUCGAAAAUGCCGCCCGCAAGAUGGCGGCUCAGCUGAACGACACGGUGAAGGUGUUCACAGGAGUCUACGACGUUCUGACCCUCCCAGAUGUCAACGGCCGACCGGUUCCAAUAACUCUCGCCGAAGACGACCAGGUGGAGGCUCCGAAAUGGCUUUGGAAGAUUUUACAUCACUCCGCUUCGAACUCGGCAAUUGCAUUCGCCACACUGAACAAUCCUUUCGCCACAAGUGGGGACCAGCUGUGCAACAACAUCUGCAAUCGAUAUGGGUGGGCCCAGCAGGAGUUCCAGGAUUUACGACGGGGAUACACCAUCUGUUGCACCGUACGGGAUCUUCGCAAAGUGAUUCCGUUCAUUCCGACAAAGGCAGACGCUGCCAACAUUCUUCGAUUUAAUUAAAUUGUUCUCUUGUCUGGUUUGGAGUAUUGGAAGGUGUUGUGUUUUUCGGAUGUGGAAUCGAAAUAUUGGUAGAUUAAAUGAAUAAACGGGUGGAUCCAUGUGCAGUGAAAAACAAACCCUGUCCCGCAUUGAACAUAUGUGUACGUACAUCUGACGAUUCGGGAAAAUCAUACAGAGGCGAUGUUAAGUGAGCAAAGGUGCAAACAUGCGAAAAUAAAAUUCUAUGAAUAUUUAUGCCAACA